UACGUUUUAAAAUAGGGAUGUAGCUUAAGAAAACGGCUGUAGUUUAAUUAAUAAUAAGAUGAAUAUAUCUCAUUUGACGGUUUUUGUUUUAUAUUUUUCACUAGAAUGUAUUUGCCAGAGCGACAUCUACUCCCUGAGCUACAUCUACACUGCCCUGUCAAAGACAGUAGAAUUGCCUGGUAUCCAUGAGUUCACUGCCAUGGGACUGAUGAACAACCAACAGAUCGAUUACUAUGACAGUGUGUCAAAGAAGACGAUUCCCAAACAGGACUGGAUGAGGGAGAAGCUGCCAGCAGACUACUGGGAAAAAGGGACUCAGUCACGCAAGAGCAAGGAGCAGUGGUUCAAAGUCAACGUCAACAUCCUGAUGGAUCGCAUGAGGCACAACAACACUGAUGUCCAUGUCCUUCAGUGGAAGGUUGGCUGUGAGAUUGACCAACAGAGUGACGGCACACUGAAAUUCAUGAAGGGCGCUGACCAAUACAGCUACGAUGGUGACGACUUCCUGGCCUUUGAUGAUGUCACUAUGCAGUGGGUGGCCCCAGUUGUUCAAGCUCAGAUGACUAAGAGGAAGUGGGACGGGGUGCAGAUCCUCAACACGUACACCAAGGGCUACCUGGAGAAGGAGUGUGUGGACUGGCUGUCCAAAUUCAUGGAAUAUGAGGACAAGGAAUUCAGUAGGGCUGAUUCCCCUCCAAAGGUCUAUGCAUUUGCUAAAAAGGCCAAAACUGCAGGACAUGUCAGACUGACCUGCAUGGCCACAGGUUUCUAUCCUAGAGAUGUGUUAAUGCAUAUUAAGAAGAAUGGUGUUCCAUUAACCAAACAUGAUGGAGUGCAGUCUACAGGAGUCCUACCCAAUGAUGAUGACACCUACCAGAUCAGGAUGAGUGUGCAGAUCCCAGAGGCAGAUAAGGAAACUUAUGAAUGUUAUGUCGGCCAUGGAACUUUGAAGGAGCCAAUUGUGGUAAAAUGGGAUGGAGAAUGUUGUGAUUGCAGUAGUUUCGGUGCUGUAGUCAUUGGGGCAGUCAUCACCGUUGUAGUUCUGAUCUUGGUUUUGGUGGUCCUGUUUGUUCUGCACAGAAGAGGGACAAUUGUGAUUCCUGGAUUGAGAACUCGAGCUAAUGGCAAUGGAGCGGCUGUAAUGGUGCGAAAAGGAAAUAGCAAGGUGGAUAGAUGACCGUUGGUGGCCAAACUUCCUGACCGGACCACGAAGGAACGUUAAUUCAUUUCAUAAUUUUAUAGGAUGGCUAUUGAUAACACUAUUCAGUUACACAGAUUCAUUCUCAUAAGCUAGUGAUGGAAAUUAUAGUUACUUUGUUGCAAUAUGCUAAAAACUGCAAUAACCCCAAGCACACAUCAGAAUCCUCAAAGAAAUGAUUAAUCACAAAAUCAAAAUUUGUCCAUGGCCAUCUCAGUCUCCAGACUUUAAUCCCAUUGAAAACCUGUGUUUGACUUGAAGGGGGCAGUCCAUAAGCGCAGACGAAGGAUAUCAAGGAACUGGAAUGAUUCUAUAUGGAGGAAUGGUCUAAGAUCCCUCCCGAUGUGAUCUCCAAUCUGAUAAAUAUUUUAGAAAAAGCCUCAGCGUUGUUAUCCUCGCAAGGGUAGAGUGAUGGAGUAUUGAAAAAUUGUCAACUUAUUUAUUGGCACCCAUCUUUUAAGAAUGUGGCUUUUACUAAACAAAAUCUCUUGAGUAAUUGUGUUCCAUUUAUUUGAUAGUGUUUUUUGCCCUUUGCCCUUUUUAUCAUUAUCAAGGGUGCCAAUAAUUAUGGACGUGAAUGUAUAUACUGCACUUCGGUUUGAUGCACUGAUGAGAAAUAAUUGCAAACUUUCCUCUGUAAAUAUAGGGCGGCAAGCUCACCUGAUCGGAAACAGUCCAAAGACACGGCGCCGAACAAGGCUGAGACGGGCAACACAGGCCAGGAGAGUCCAACACGACACCAAUUCCCUUUCUGUCGCCUCUGCAUCUCGAACACAAACCACACAGCGGUUACCACACCAGCCCAGGGCUAGGGUCGCUGUGGGAGGAGAGCUGAGCAGAAACAGAAAUUAUGCCUAUAUAUGUACACUGAUAGUCAAUCACUGUAUUCUUUACCUGCUGCCUAAUGAUAAACAGGAAACCAAACAAACCAACACUUCUGGUGAAUAGAGAAAGCAGACUAUGCUUUGAC
Molecule: messenger RNA, 2168 nt
Organism: Salvelinus namaycush (lake trout)
Lineage: Eukaryota; Metazoa; Chordata; Actinopteri; Salmoniformes; Salmonidae
Product: H-2 class I histocompatibility antigen, alpha chain-like
Exons: 8
Coding region: 59-1177 (372 amino acids)
Biological process (GO): immune response
Cellular component (GO): external side of plasma membrane
Source: RefSeq, a predicted model, not a curated record